AUGAAUCGCUAUCUGCCAGUUGCAAGACAGCACUUCUUGGGCGCAUUAUCCAACACUAGUGUUGUGGUGAAGUCCAUAUGUGCCUUUGUGCUCCUUCUGUAUGUGCUCUCAUGGGCAGUUGACACUCCAUACGCCCUGGGCGUGACGCCUGGCUACCUCUUCCCCCCUAACUUCUGGAUCUGGACCUUGGUGACCCAUGCCGUGGUGGAGCAGCAUGUGUGGGGGGUGGCGGCCAAUGUUGGGACUGUCAUGGCCUGUGGCCGGCUGUUGGAACCUCUGUGGGGUGCCAUGGAGAUGCUAAUAUUUUUCGCUGUGGUCAACAUCUCUGCAGGCCUCCUGACGGGCCUCUCCUACUUACUCACGUACGUCGCCACCUUCGACCUGGACUACUUGUUUGCUGUGCGGGUCCAUGGGGCACCAGCUUUCCUCGGGGGCGUGUUGGUGGCCCUCAAGCAGACCAUGGGGGACACAACGGUGCUGCGGGUUCCACAGGUGAGGCUCAAAGCGGCCCCGGCGCUGGUCCUCCUCUGCCUGGCCCUGCUCCGCCUCUCAGGCCUCCUGGAGAGUGCUGCCCCUCUGGCGGCCUACAGCUUUGGCGCCCUGGCAGGCUGGGUCUACCUUCGUUUCUACCAGAGGCACAGCCGGGGCCGCGGGGACAUGUCAGACCACUUUGCCUUUGCAUCCUUCUUCCCUGAAGCGGUGCAGCCGCUGGUGGGGCUGCUGGCUGGCCUGGUGCACACAACCCUGGUGAAGAUCAGGGUAUGCAGGAAGAUGGUGAAGCGCUAUGACGUCGGGGCACCUUCUUCCAUCACCAUCACUUUGCCGGGGGCGGACCCCCAAGACGCAGAGAGGAGGAGGUGAGUGCUGUAGAGGCCCAAAUAAACACACACAGGGAUCCAUUACAGCACACACCCCAAUAUUUGUUGACCUUCAUUAUGUGGCUGACACACUUGCAAGCUGUCAUGCAUACACUAUUUGUCGUCAGUUACAUAGACUGCAGUUAGGCCUACAUAUCACCUCGCUCUGCACCUGGAGAGGAUCAGUGGCUGUUUGAAAGGGACUCCGAGACACCUGCUAUACCAUGAUGUAAUGCAAACAUUUAUAACUGAUUCUUUCUGAUUGUCUUACAGGCAGUUGGCGCUGAAGGCCCUGAACGAGCGACUGAAGAAGGUGGAGGACCAGUCGGCCUGGCCGAGCAUGGACGACGAAGAGGACGACGAUGAGGACGAGGUUCGGACCGACACCCCGCUGCUCUCUGGACAGGAGAGAACCUUGCCAGCAGGGGGGUCUAGUGGUUCCCAGAACACCACGGGACAGGAGUCCAGCAUCAUCAGCUUUGAAGACGCCCCCUCCAGCUCAUAG
This is a messenger RNA of Coregonus sp. 'balchen', 1362 nucleotides long. The record is from the annotation of a GenBank genome assembly. NCBI's taxonomy places the organism in Eukaryota, Metazoa, Chordata, Actinopteri, Salmoniformes, Salmonidae.